Emiliania huxleyi CCMP1516 is the source of this 640-nucleotide messenger RNA. RefSeq lists its product as hypothetical. The transcript is spliced from 3 exons. Lineage: Eukaryota; Haptophyta; Isochrysidales; Noelaerhabdaceae. Bases 64 to 531 code for a protein of 155 amino acids. The record is from RefSeq and is a predicted model, not a curated record.
AUGCCCGUUGCUGCCACCCCAGUGCAACCCGGGCUGGCGCAGCCGGUCGCGUAUGCGCAGCCGAUGCAGACGGCGUUCGCACAGCCCGGGCUGGUGCAAGGGGCGGGGAUGGUGCAAGGGGCGGGGAUGGUGCAGGGCUACGCCUCGGUGCCGGCGCCGGCGCAGCUGCCGCCAACGCCGGGCCACCGCCUCGCCCAGGCGUGGCAGGCAGCUGGGCAGGGCCAAGCAGCGCAGGGGCAGGCUGUGGAUAGCGGCGCGCCGCCGGCAGCCGCGGCUCGCCAGCCGCGCCAGCGGGCGGCGCCGUCGCCCCCGGCGCAGGCUUCGGCCGGGGAGGCGCCUUCGCUGGCGGCUGUUGACUGGCAGGGCGAGCGAAUCGAGGUCUGGUGGCCGCUCGACAAGACUUGGUUCGCGGGUCGGCUGAGCGGCGUCGCGUCGGACGGCGUGCGGGUGCACAUCAAGUACGACGACGGCGACGAGGAGGACCUCGAUUUGGCCAACGAGAAGUGGAGGGCCGCGUCGAGAACGGGGUGAUGGGUUUUCGCUUUCUCGCCUUCAGCGAGAGCUCCCGGCUUGCACAGUCGGGCGGGCCUGGACACGAGCGACCCGAGGCUAUUUUGCUUUUACAAGAUACAACUCAGUU